AUGGAAAGAAAUAUUGAGCGUCUUGUUCUACAAGAACUACACGAAAACGUAACAGUUGGUGUUGCAGCAACAGUGAAUAAUACUGUGAAUACAAUAGCAGAAAAAUUUUCAAGCCACAAUACUCCGAAUCAGGUGCAAAUGGACAAACUGAACAUUACUUCCGAUAUAACCUCGGCCUUCAAACCACCUAAUAUUGCUGAACCAGAAAAACAGUUAUCUAAUUCAUUAAAUGAAAAAAAUUCCAUGGACGAUGUUAGAGCUACGAAGACAAUUGAAAAUGUACCGGAAAUCAUUCAAACGAAUUGUUCUAAUAAUAUAAUCGAAGCCUGUGAUAUAAAAAAAGAAUCUAAUGUUGACAUUGAAAUUACGAGAAAUUUAGAAAUUUUUUCACAAUCUGCUUUAGAGAAUGAUUUAAAAAAGCGUAUUUCCAAAGUCCAAGAUCAACAAUUUCUUUGUGUUACUUCUGAUUUAAAUUUAGAAUUAAAAGCAAGUAAUGAUUCAAAAUCAGAUAGCAUGCAGAUUAGUAAUUUGAGUUCAACAAAAUGGAAUAAACAACAAAAGUGUGCGAUACUUAAUGAUGAUCCUAUUGGAAAAAAGCUUGUUAAUGAAAUGAGUAUUGAUGUUUUAUCAAACAGUAUUGAAAAUAUGAAGAACUUUGAAGAUGAAAUGAAAAACAUAGUGUUGAAAAGAGAGGAGAUGGAAAAAAAACUAAAAGAUAAAACGGAACAUGAAGAAGUUUUACUUACACGCAUAACUGAUAAAGAUACGACAAUUGCUAAAAUGUGUUUGGCAAUUGAGGCUUAUGAACAAGCAAUUGUUGAAUUAAUAGCUCAAAAAGAGGAAAUUACACCGAAUUAUGAAGAGCAAAUAAAAGAUAUUAAAGCUGAAAGAGAUUUGAAUAAACAACAUUUAGAAUCAUUGGAAAUAACUUUUUCAGAUUUGCAUUUAAAAUACGAAAGAAGUAAACAGCUGUUAGUCAAGUUGAAAGCAAACGAAGAAGAAUUACAGGCUGAAAAUAAAAGAAAUUUAGAAAUUUUAGGAUUACAAGAACAACGAUACGAAAAAGUUAAAAAUCAUGCCAUUCAGCAACUAGAAAUUUCCAACAGCAAAAUGGAGUUAGGUUUGGAAGAGUAUGACUAG
Molecule: messenger RNA, 1140 nt
Organism: Condylostylus longicornis
Lineage: Eukaryota; Metazoa; Arthropoda; Insecta; Diptera; Dolichopodidae
Product: kinesin-related protein 4-like
Exons: 5
Coding region: 1-1140 (379 amino acids)
Source: RefSeq, a predicted model, not a curated record